CAGCUCUACGACAAACAGCUGUUCUCGAAGAAUAUCGUUUUGUUUAUUUUACGAGUUUUGUUUUUAAUUUGUAAAUUGUUAGUACAAAAUGACCCUUGAUUUGGAUGCAAAUAAGAAGGAUGAUAAGCUGCUGAUCGCCACCAUCCAGCAGGAGUACAAAAUCCUUGCGGAAUACAAAAUGAUUGAAUCAGAGAAGUUGAGUGGCUUAUAUGUGAUACCUAGCUACGCCAACUCCCUACAGUGGUUUGGCGUGUUCUUUGGACGCCAGGGCUUGUAUGCAGAAAGUGUCUUCCGCUUUACGAUCCUACUGCCUGAUCGUUUUCCCGACGACAAAAAUCUUCCGACUAUAAUAUUCCAGCAAGAUGUGCUGCACCCCCAUAUCUGCCCGUACACCCACAGUUUGGACGUGAGUCACGCAUUUUCGGAAUGGCGAUGUGGCGAGGAUCACCUCUGGCAGCUUUUAAAAUACAUGCAGGCGAUAUUUUCCGAUCCCGUGGACAGUAUUCGUGGCAUUGAAUUGGACAAAAUUAAGAACAGCGAAGCUGCCGAGCUGCUGAUGACCAAUAAGGAGGAGUUUUCUGCCCGCGUUCAGGAAAACAUCAAAGAGAGCAAGGAGCACAUCUAUGACACCCCUCCCACAGAGGAUCCGCACUACAUAGUAUUCGAGAAGUUUCAGCCGGACGUGCAUGGACCUGUUCUCGAUCGAAUUAAAGCAGGAAGGAGCAAACAAACAGAACCAUCCUCGACACAGGCGAAUGGAGGUCACGCCACUGGUCUUUCCUGGGUGAAGGAGGGCGAGUUCAAGCCCCUCAGUAUUGAGUAAAAGCAAAGUAAAAGUAAAGUAAGUUAUCUUCGUAGUUCUAAAUUUGUCUCAAUUUUAAUCCAUUAAAGUUAAUCGAUUAUA
Messenger RNA from Drosophila eugracilis, 904 nucleotides. It is a transcript of the gene peo, whose product is annotated as protein crossbronx. The transcript is spliced from 4 exons. The coding region runs from base 89 to 823 and encodes 244 amino acids. The record is from RefSeq and is a predicted model, not a curated record. Lineage: Eukaryota; Metazoa; Arthropoda; Insecta; Diptera; Drosophilidae.